CAGUGUAGGAGUUCCAGCAGCGGAGAAGGGGAGAGGUAGGGACGUUGGGCUCUUUAUGUGAGAUGGGGGACGAUCGACCUUUUGUGUGCACCGCCCCAGGCUGUGGACAGAGAUUUACCAAUGAAGACCAUCUAUCAGUCCACAAACAUAAGCAUGAGAUGACCCUAAAAUUUGGUCCUGCCAGAACUGAUUCCGUCAUCAUCGCAGACCAGACCCCCACGCCCACCCGCUUCCUGAAGAACUGUGAGGAGGUGGGUCUGUUCAAUGAGCUGGCCAGCUCCUUCGAACAGGAGUUCCGGAAGGCCCAUGAGGAUGACCAGAGGAACAAAAACCCGGUGAGGCUCCCCACCCCUCAUCUUCUGGCCCCACCCCUACAGACCCUGUCUGGGGUGAAGGAGGAGGAUGAGGGGCCUCUGGAGGUUGACUCCUCCCCCCCAGGCAGUCCUGACUCCACGUCCAGCAUGUCGGACAGUAGCAAGGAGCCAAUGGGGAGAGGAAAGGAGACUCUUCCUCCUCCACGACCAGUGUUGAGCUCCACCCCCACGCCAACCAUUGUACGGCCUGGGUCCCUCCCCAUUCACCUUGGUUACGACCCCCUGCACCCGACACUGCCGUCGCCAACUUCUGUCAUCACACAAACCCCACCCUCCAACAGACAACUGGGCUCUCCGACAGGCUCCUUCCCACUGGUAAUGCAUCUCCCCAACGGACAGACGGUCCCUCUCCUCCCCAGCCCAAAUAUGACCUCAGUCAUAUCUCUGGCGAGGCCAUUUAAUAUGGUGCCCAACAUCCCUGGGAUUCCAGGCCCUCCGAUUGGUGGGACCAGCAGCGGCUCCUCCUCCCCAUCUGGGUAUAGUCUACACUCAGAGGCCAAGAUGAGGCUGAAGGCGGCGCUGACCCAGCAACACCCCGCUGUCCCCCAGAGACAUGAGCAGUGCCAGCAGCCCUCGCAGCAUUCUGACACCCCCUCACCUGCACAGCCACAGGUGUCCCCGGCCCAGCCCACCGGGGGUAGGAGGCGGCGGGGUGCGGAGGCCGACCCAGAUGAGAGAAGGCAGCGCUUCCUGGAGAGGAACAGGGCGGCGGCGUCUCGCUGCCGACAGAAACGCAAGGUUUGGGUUGGCUCUCUGGAGAGGAAGGCAGAGGACCUGGCUACCAUGAACGUCUCUUUGACCAAUGAAGUGGGUCUGCUGAGGAACGAGGUGACACAACUGAAACAGCUGCUACUGGCCCACAAAGACUGCCCUGUCACUGCCAUGCAGAAGGCGGCUGCCUACUUAGCUGCAGGAGGAGAGGAGAGCUCCAGGGAUCCCCCCUCCGAGCCUAUGGGCUCCACAGCCUUGGUCAUCCAGCACGGGCCUUCGGCCCCUGUCCCCAGCCCUGGUGCAAUCACCGUCAACGGGCUGAGUGUAUGCGCGGCUGAGGCAGUGGCCAUGUCGGUCCUGGCCGGGAUGGGGGCGGCCCACCAGGGAGGGGUCCUCAUGGCGCCACAGCCUCAGCCUGCCCCCAGAUGAUGCACAGGGAGCCAAUAAGAACUUUAGGAGGCCGGACUGGUACAAUUAUGUGAGAGAUUGAAAGGGACCUGAUUUGAAAUCUGAAAUCCCACCAGUUGUUAAUAGAAGGGGGGUGAGAAGUACUAUCUCCAACCUAUGCUCAGACCUUGGAUACAGUGGCAGCCAGGAAAGGAUGUUGGGAGUUGACAUCCUGUCAAAGCCACAGAACCCCCCCACCCCCCAAACACACACACACACACACUCGCUUACAGCCAAUGAUAAUCACUGAACAUACCGAGUAGUCCCGCCCCUUUUGCCCCUUUUCUGAUGGAUCCCUGCUUGGAAGCACUGUCACUGCGUAUAUACAAGCGUAUGUACAUACUCGCACCCCGUGACAUACACACACACACACACACACACACACACACACUCGAUCACCGAAUGUAGUGUGUUUUUGUCUAUUUGCAACUCUCUCCCCUGUCUACAGUGUAAAUCUCUCCUUACAUAUUUAUCUUCUUCAUGCAGCUGUUAAUCCAUGGGGAAACUCUUUUUAGGGCUGAAUAAGCGUGAGAUAUUGUUUUCCCUUUGUCAUGGAGUGAGCCAAAGUAUGAGUAUGUUCAAUGUCUGGCCUUUUUAAAAAUGUGUAUUAUUAUUGUUUUUUUUUAUAGGAAUUCUGCAUUCUGACAAUGUGUAUGAAACCCUUAUUGACUGCAUGGAUAUUAGAGGAGACUGAUGAAGACCA
This is a messenger RNA of Salvelinus namaycush (lake trout), 2235 nucleotides long. RefSeq names its product cyclic AMP-dependent transcription factor ATF-7-like. The record is from RefSeq and is a predicted model, not a curated record. NCBI's taxonomy places the organism in Eukaryota, Metazoa, Chordata, Actinopteri, Salmoniformes, Salmonidae. Bases 63 to 1514 code for a protein of 483 amino acids. Gene Ontology annotation, biological process: regulation of transcription by RNA polymerase II. The transcript has 13 exons. Gene Ontology annotation, molecular function: cAMP response element binding; DNA-binding transcription factor activity, RNA polymerase II-specific.